Messenger RNA from Mitosporidium daphniae, 684 nucleotides. RefSeq lists its product as uncharacterized. Bases 1 to 684 code for a protein of 227 amino acids. The transcript has a single exon. The record is from RefSeq and is a predicted model, not a curated record. Lineage: Eukaryota; Fungi; Microsporidia.
AUGGAAAUAGGCCAGGCUUUCCAUUGGCGAUGGUUUGGAACACGUGCUCGCCUUGCACCGCUGAAGAAAAUAAUGGAAUUCAGACAGGGACCAUUUUCAGCUCUUCGACCACCAGAUGCCCCAAAACCACCGGAAGUCCUUCCUCUGCCCGCCAAAGUAAGAAUAGCUCAAGCUGACGCCAUUGAGGCUGUAUCAUGCAGGCAUUUGUUUAUCAUGCAAAAUAUUUCAAUAUCCUCUGUCGCUCUACACAAGCUCAAAUUGAAAAUAAACGAAAUAUCUGCCUUCAAAAUCAAAAUGAUUCCGCCUGCAAUUCUCACCAAGGCUCUUUGGAAUGAUUCGCCAAAAACGAAGGAGCAGGAUUUAUCUUGGAUUGCUGGGCCUACGUUUGUUGCAUAUGGCAAUGAAACGAACCCUUUGAAAGCGAGGUCUACUCUUCUUGCACUUAAAGCGGAGCCAUUUGUUGCCGUACUUGGAGGUCGGUUUGAGGAAACUCUUUUUACACACGAAGGUCUGAAUGACUUAUUUCAAAAGCUUCCAGGCUCAAAAGAACCUUUACAUUUAGAGCUUGUUUCGCUUCUUACCGGAGCGCCAUAUUGCUUUACUGACGUCCUUUCAUCGCCACCUAUGGCGCUUUUUUGUACACUAAAGAGACUCGAAACUCAACUAACAAAUAAAGAAAUUUAA